ACUGCUUCUCUUUCGACUUGAGGCAGUGAAAACGUUUCAUGCGUUGAUGCAGUCUAAGCGUUUGUUAGAUAAUUCGAAACGCACUCAGAUUGCACCAAUUGCAAAGCAGUACACCGGUUCCUACAGAUUGAAGUCUGGAAACGCUGAUUCGAGUUGUGUUUGCUCGUGAGCUCUAUCGUUCGCACGAAAGCAUAUUUUUAUACAAGAUCCUCGGCAUCCACGCUCGACAUUCACACGUACUUGACACACCGUGUUUCUAACAAGCUCAGACACAAUAAUGGAUGAAGAACAAUUAUAUGAAUUUCCUGUAUAUAUUGAGGAUAAAAACGAAAUAAUUACCUUAUUUUUAAGUAAAAAAGCUAUGGAGAGAGUAACACAAGACGAAGCUUUUUUAACCCAACUUAUUGCGAAAGAAACAAAACAACAACAAAUUAAUGAGAUACCAGUAGCACCAGAACAUACAGACAAAGAAAAUGCUGUCGACAAAAACAAUGCAGACAAGUCGAAGGUAUUUGUAUGGCCAGACAAAGCAGUACUUUUGUUAUUGGAAAUGUACCGAGAAAGAGAAGAAGAUUUCUCUACUGGAUUAAAACGUAGCAAUAGAAUCUAGACUGAAAUUGCUGCUGCGAUGAAAGAGGCGAAUUC
Messenger RNA from Trachymyrmex cornetzi, 645 nucleotides. RefSeq lists its product as uncharacterized. Bases 278 to 610 code for a protein of 110 amino acids. The transcript has 3 exons. The record is from RefSeq and is a predicted model, not a curated record. Lineage: Eukaryota; Metazoa; Arthropoda; Insecta; Hymenoptera; Formicidae.